AUGGCAACAAAUGAAGUCUGCAUCAAAAUUUCAUUCUUUGAUUCCUCCAUAAGAAAAAUCAAACCAUUAGGUUUCUGUCUGCUUUUAUUGGCCUACACCAUUUGUGCAAUUCUUAUUCAAGUUCGCGUCUACUCCUCUAUUCAACUACUAUUAACUCCAGAUCUCUGGUUUUUACGAUUGACCACAAUUAUUCUUUGUUAUGCACUCCUAUACUUACCAAUUGCCGUCCUUAAAAGAAUUUCUCCUCUGCUCGUUCAACAAUGGGAAGCUGAAACCAGUUCCUUAAUGUCGAUUUCUCGACGUUUCUUAGUUAUCUGCUUCUUAAAUCAUCUCCCAACUCACCGGCCUCUUCUUGAUCCCCCUUCUUCUACUUCAAAAUCUUUACCCACAGCUCAAGCCUUUUAUGGCCUAUCGUUGUCCAUUAAACAGCAUAAAUGGAUUGCCUUAGUUGGUUGUACAUUAGGCCUCAAUUUCGUUUAUAUAAUGUGGGGCGUCCUACAGGAAAAGAUAAUGACUCGAAGUUAUAAUGGAGAACACUUCCGUGAGCCGCAAUUCCUUAUCUUCUGCAAUCGAAUUGGCGGUCUUCUUGUUUCUGUGAUUUCUUUAGCGUUAAUUGGGAAGCGUGGGGAUGAUUCAACUGUGGAGGUCAAGUCUCCCCUAGCUAAUUAUGCAAGUUUAGCUCUGAGCAACAUCGUCUCGAGUUGGUGUCAAUACGAGGCGUUGCUUUUCAUCACGUUCCCAGUACAGGUCAUUUCAAAGUGCUGCAAAGCUAUUCCAGUAAUGUUGAUGGGUCGGUGCCUAUAUGGUCGCGCUUAUAAGGCAUAUGAAUACAUAACUACAGCACUUAUUAGCCUUGGAGUGUGCAUGUUUAUUCUCUCUUCUCCAUCGGAACACAGUGACAAGGUAACUGAAAAUUCAAUUAGUGGACUCAUUCUAAUCUGCGGUUACGUUGCAUUGGACUCAUUCACUUCGACCUCUCAAGCAAAUCUCUUCAGAACCUUCAAGAUGUCACCUCUGCAUAUGAUGAGUGGAGUCUGCAGUUGGGCAGUGUUAUUCACAAUUACACCACUCUUAGCUGAUGGAUCACUGAAGAGUUCCUGUCAAUUCGCUUGGAGGCAGCCUGAAUUCGCCUUUGAUGCAGUGGCUUCAGCUUUAUGCUCCGGAUUCGGACAGAUUUUGAUUUUUGCUACUAUUGCGGAGUUCGGAGCAGUGACUUUCAGUCUUAUUAUGACUGUACGAAUGUGUUUAUCAAUUUUGGUAUCUUGUAUCCUCUUUUCUCAUCCUCUGAAUGUUCUGGGUGUUGGUGGAUUGCUCAUUACUUUUGGUGCAAUAAUUGCAAAGAUGAUUUAUCAAAGAAUCGUCUCUACUGCCUCUGCCCCUAUUCCCAAAAGCUAA
Molecule: messenger RNA, 1395 nt
Organism: Rodentolepis nana
Lineage: Eukaryota; Metazoa; Platyhelminthes; Cestoda; Cyclophyllidea; Hymenolepididae
Source: the annotation of a GenBank genome assembly